AUGGACGACGACUCGCUGAUUGCCAUCGUCGCAUUUUGCAGCGUCGGGCUGUCCUGGGUGCUUGUCUGCUGCGCCGCCUGCUGCUGUAGUGGACUGGAGGCGGCCGCGGGCCGAAGGAGGAGCGACACGUCGCUGCUGUCGCCCAGGCCGCCGGUCGUCGCCGCCGCAGGUCCGAGUCGAAGGGAUGCGAGGCCGGAGCAGCAGCACGAGAGGACUGCGGCGCCUAUGCCGGAGCCCGUCGUUGCGGGGAAGCCGCAGCUGGGGCACUUCAUGUACUCCGCGGCGGAGGAGGGCGGAGUGAGGGGGGCGUCAGAGAAGGCUUGUGCGAUCUGCCUGGACGAGCUGGUGGACGGGAUGGAGUGCAGCAAGGUGCCGGCGUGCGGGCACGUGUACUGCCGGGAGUGCAUCGCGCUGUGGAUGAGGAGCCGGAGCACCUGCCCGCUGUGCAGGGAGCUCAUCGUGCCGGGGUCUGAGCCGCUUUCGGCAGCCGAAGCAAUGGUCUAG
Messenger RNA from Aegilops tauschii subsp. strangulata, 504 nucleotides. The record is from RefSeq and is a predicted model, not a curated record. NCBI's taxonomy places the organism in Eukaryota, Viridiplantae, Streptophyta, Magnoliopsida, Poales, Poaceae.